Molecule: messenger RNA, 1524 nt
Organism: Anopheles marshallii
Lineage: Eukaryota; Metazoa; Arthropoda; Insecta; Diptera; Culicidae
Product: zinc finger protein ZFP2-like
Exons: 1
Coding region: 1-1524 (507 amino acids)
Cellular component (GO): nucleus
Molecular function (GO): zinc ion binding
Source: RefSeq, a predicted model, not a curated record
AUGGUAGAAAUAACGCUAGAAAAUCUAGAAAUAAGGUUUGAUUUUGUUUGUCGGUUCUGCCUUUCGGACGCUGAUUGUUUCCCUGUGUUUCUUCCGGAUGGAAAUAUCAACAAUCAACUGCAAAAAGCCUUCGAAAUCAUUGCAUCGAAAGUGGACGAGAACGAUGGACUGCCCAACAACAUCUGUGGUGGGUGCUUGCAGAGUAUAGAAGAUUUUGUCGAGUUCGAAGCAAAUUGCAGCAAGUCAUAUGAAAUUCUGAUGAAAAUUAUUCAUGACGCAUCGAAAAUUGUAUCUGGCAACACAGCGUGUUUGGAUUUUGGGUCGGAAAAUCAGAUCAAGAGUGAACACGACGAUGAAAUUGUGCUAGAAGACAUUGAAUCAUCGCAGUACAUCUAUAAUGAUGGUGGAGAAAUUCCGGGAUCGCUAGCCCCAGAAGAUGAUUCUGCUGUUGCUCUGGAGGUUGAUUACGAGGAGCUGCUCGAUAAAGAUGGCGAUAAGUAUGAAAAUUCAACUACUCCUACAGGUGAAAGCACUGCCAUACAGGUGGAAAAUGUUGCUGAUAAAUCAGAAAAUGAAGAAUCCCACACCGACUUUAUGGAUUUGCCAGAUGGAUUACCAUCGAAUGAUAUGUACAUUAAAGCCUGCAACGCCCCAGUGAUGGAUUAUUGGUACCGUAAAAAUCGAAAGAUACCGAUUGUCCAGUGCAUGUUCUGUGAUAAAACAUACCGUGGUCGUAAUACGCUGCGAAAGCAUCUGAAGAUACAUUUCCAUAUCAAGAAUUAUUCCUGCCCGUCUUGCGAACGGACCUUCUCCGAUCGAACUUCACUGCGCAUUCACGAGUCGCGCCAUUCGAACACAAAAUCAUUCAAAUGUGAUCAUUGCGACCGGUGCUACUACAGCAAAGCGGAACUGAAACAACAUUGUAUCGUAAAGCACGGAACCCGGAAGCAUAUAUGUGAGGUUUGUAACAAACCAUUUCCCUCCCGGACAAUUCUGCAAGACCACGCACAAGUUCAUGCAUCGGAACGGCCAUUUGUUUGCAGCACGUGUGGUAAAAGUUUUAAACGGAGCCGUAACCUUGUUCGACAUUACCAGAACCACGAGAAGAGCAAAAACAACACGGCGGAGAAAGAACCGACAGAUGCUGGAAACAUAGUUACCACCUGCCAGUACUGUAACGAUGAAUUUGGAAAACCAUCCGCACUGCUAGAACAUCUCAUACAGAAACACCCGGAUGAGUAUGAACAGAGUCGGGAAGAGUCACGUAGUUGUUCGAUUUGUGGGACCACAUUUAACGAUAUGGAAAAAUUCCUACUGCAUCAGGAUAAACAUGUCUUAUUGAUAGUCACUGCGGGAGGCUACCAAUGCGGGAAAUGCGGCAAACAGUUGCGGUAUCGAUCGUUGGCAGAAAAGCAUCUUCAAUCGCACAGUACGGAACGUAGCUUUCAGUGUGAUAUAGCUGAUUGUUUGAAAAGGUACAAGCUUAAGGUACAUUUAACACGCCACAAGCGGUUAGCACACUGA